AUGUUCUCCAGCCUCGGAACCAAGAUCGCCAUGAAGAAACUGGGCAUCCCCAAGGACGCCCUCAACUUCACAUCGCCCGCCGCCGCCGACACCACACCACCACGACGAGCUUCGAAACGGGGCACCCGCAGCAACACGAUAGAUGGAGACGAGGCAGCAGCAGGAGGAGAGGCAGGCGGAGAGGAGCAGAAGUCAUGGCCCAAGUGGAUGACGGCAAAGAGCCUCCCCAUGACGGUGCAGCCUUGGCUCUCGCCCGCGCCGCCUCCCGUUCCUGUCGCUGCGGAACCUCCCAGGGUGGGCGACGUGGCGCCGGCGGAUCAAGAUGGGAAGCUGGUGGUUGGGAGGGGGAGGAAGGUGGUGGUUGUGUUUCUGCGAUGUGUAGGAUGUGCCUUCGCCCAAAAUACCUUCCUAUCCCUCCGCGAGCUCUCCAACAAGCUCUCCAACAGCAACAUCACCUGCAUAGCCAUCUCCCACGCCUCCCCGGCCGCCACCAAGAAAUGGCUCGACCUCAUCGGCGGGCCCUGGAAGGUCCAGGUGCUCAUCGACGAGGACCGCGCCAUCUACGCCGCGUGGGGGCUCGGCGUCUCGACCGUCUGGUACUACUUCAACCCGGCCACCCAGGCGGCGGCCUGGCGGGAAAAGGGCUGGCUGGGCGCCAAGGUGGCGGCUUCUGUGGGGAGGAGGGCGGCCGCGAACUUGACGGGGGAGGACGGCGGGGACGGUGUUCCUGGCAUGGGGAAUAAGUGGCAGCAGGGAGGGGCUUUUGCUGUGGACGAGAGAGGGGUUGUGGUAUGGGGUGGCAAGGCGAGGAGUGCGGAUGAUUUGAUGGACUUGGAGGCUGGCUUCAAAGCGCUGGUUGGUUGA
Messenger RNA from Cryphonectria parasitica EP155, 864 nucleotides. RefSeq lists its product as uncharacterized. NCBI's taxonomy places the organism in Eukaryota, Fungi, Ascomycota, Sordariomycetes, Diaporthales, Cryphonectriaceae. The transcript is spliced from 2 exons. Bases 1 to 864 code for a protein of 287 amino acids. The record is from RefSeq and is a predicted model, not a curated record.